UUGUCAGUGGAGUGUGCGCGUCAUGGCGGGCGGCGCGGGGCUCGAGUCGCCUUCCGCUUGGCCUCGGAAAGUUUCGGUUCGACCGGACGGGGGACCCGCGACCUCGUCCAGCAUGGAGUCUGAGCACCACUGACUGGCGGCCUCUUUCCAGACGCACCGAGCAGGAGGGCUGGCUGGGCAUGCGCCAUGGCUUCCUCCGGCGCCGAGAGCCAGUUGCAGAGGAUCAUCCGCGAUCUCCAAGAUGCGGUGACCGAACUGAGCAGCGAAUUCAAGGAAGUGGGAGAGCCCAUCACCGAUGACAGCACCAGCUUGCACAAGUUUUCCUACAAGCUCGAGUAUCUCCUGCAAUUCGACCAGAAGGAGAAGGCCAGCCUCUUGGGGCACAAGAAAGACUAUUGGGACUACUUCUGUGCCUGCCUGGCCAAAGUGAAAGGGGCCAAUGACGGGAUCCGCUUCGUCAAGUCCAUCUCGGAGCUCCGGACGUCUCUGGGGAGAGGAAGAGCCUUCAUCCGCUACUCGCUGGUGCACCAGAGGCUGGCAGAUACCUUACAGCAGUGCUUCAUGAACACUAAAGUGACCAGUGACUGGUACUAUGCACGAAGCCCUUUUCUGAAGCCCAAGCUGAGCUCCGACAUUGUGGGUCAACUCUAUGAACUGACCGAGGUUCAGUUUGACCUGGCCUCCAGAGGCUACGACUUAGAUGCUGCCUGGCCGACGUUUGCCAGGAGGACACUGGCCACUAGCUCUUCUGCUUAUAUGUGGAAACCCCCGAGCCGAAGCUCCAGCAUGAGCAGUUUGCUGAGCAACUACUUGCAGACUCAGGAUAUGGCUUCCAGCUUGGACCUCAGCAGCCAGGUAAACAACGAGGCGCUGGAGGGCUUUGACGAGAUGCGGCUGGAGCUGGAGCAGCUGGAGGUGCGGGAGAAGCAGCUUCAGCAGCGCCUGGAGCAGCUGGAGCGGGAGAACCAGGAGCUGCGGGCCGCCCUGGGGGCGCAGGUGGAGGCGGACCACGAGGGGGUCCCCUGGGCGGGCCUGGCGGCCGAGCUCCAGCGGCAGCGGACGGUCACGCAGGCCACGCAGGCCACCAUGCAGGAGCUGCUGCGCUGUCUGCAGCCCCUGGAGGAGGAGGGAGACGGCGGCUCUGCGCGCGAGCGGGGGGAGGCCCUGCUCCAACCCCUGGCGCGGGAGCUGCGGGCGACGCGGGACGCGCUGGGCCAGAAGAGCCAGCUGCUGGCGCAGCUCGCAGACCGGCUGGCCAGCGCCGAGAACAGCUCAGCGGCCGCCCCGGACUCGGCCCUGCAGAUCCAGGAGCUGCAAGGCAAGCUCCAGCUCGUGGAAGGCGAGAACGCCGCGAUGCGGGCGUCGCUGGUGCGCCUGCGCUCGGUGGAGGCCGAGCUGGCGGCGGCCAGGGCGCAGGCGCAGCAGCAGCGCCCGGAGAAGGAGCAGCUGGAGCGAGAGGCCCGGGCUCUGGAGACGCAGCUGGCGCAGGCGAGCAUGCGCGCGAGCAACCAGGAGCCACAGCAGCCGCAGCGGAUCCGGGACGAGGCGCAGCUCAGCCAGAAGGUGGACCUGGGUCCCCAGCAGGCCCCGGAGGAGGGACAGGGCCGGGAUGCGGAGGAGGAGCAGCUCCGGCGGGCCAAUGGAGAGCUGAGGCGCGAGCUGCAGAGCAUGGCCGGGCGCAACCAGCUCCUGGAGGGCAAGCUGCAGGCCCUGCAGGCCGACUACCAGACGCUGCAGCAGCGCGAGGCGGCCAUCCAGGGCUCCCUGGCCUCGCUGGAGGCCGAGCAGGCCAGCAUCCGCCACCUGGGCGACCAGAUGGAGGCCAGCCUCCUGGCGGUGCGGAAGGCCAAGGAGGCCAUGAAGGCGCAGGUGGCGGAGAAGGAGGCGGCCCUGCAGAGCAAGGAGCAGGAAUGCGAUCGCUUGCGCCAGGAGGCCCUGAAAUGGCGGCAGCUGGCCGAGUCCCGGGACGGGGAGCGCAAGGCCCUGGAGAAUCAGUGCCAGCAGCAGAGCCAGCUGAUCGAGACCCUCAGCAGCCAGAAAGGCCCCGAGGAGCUGCCCCGGGGCGACAGCGUCCAGCUGGCCAUGCUGUCUCAGGCCCAGCUGGAGGUCCACCAAGGGGAGGCCCGGCGGCUGCAGGCCGAGGUGGGCGACCUGCACGCCAAGCUGCGGGUGGCCCUGGGCGAGCGCGACAAGGCGCAGAGCCAGCUGAUGGUGACGGAGGCCACCCUGCAGGAGCACAAGGCCCUGGUGCAGCAGCUGAAGGAGCAGAACGAGGCGCUGAACCGGGCCCACGUGCAGGAGCUGCUGCACUGCUCCGAGGCCCAAGGGGGCCGGCAGGAGGAGCAGGCGGCCGCGGCCCUGCAGGCCGAGCUGCUGCGCGUGGCGGGCGGCUCCGAGGACGCGCAGCUGGCGCACGUGGAGCUGCAGGAGCAGCUGCGCCGGGCCAACACCGACACGGCCGAGCUGGGCAUCCAGGUGUGCGCGCUGACGGCAGAGAAGGAGCGGGUGGAGGGCGCGCUGGCCUGCACCGCCCAGGAGCUGCAGGACUGCAAAGAGGCAGCGGCCAGGACGAGGGCCAGCCUGGAAAGCCAGGUCGUGGGCCUCCAGCAAGAGAACGAGAGUCUGCAGGAGCAGCUCAAGAGGGCCGAGGAGGCAGCCGGCUCCCUGGCUGGCCUGCAGGUCCAGCUGGCUCAAGCCGAGCAGCAGGCCCAGAGCCUGCAGGAGGCCGCACGCCAGGAGCGGGACGCCCUCAAGUUCCAGCUGAGCACCGAGAUCAUGGAUUACCAAAGCCAGCUGAAGACGGCCAACCAAGAGGGCGAGAGCCUCAGGGCACAGCUGGACGAGCGGGGCCAGCAGCUGCAGGCGGCCCGGGAGGCCGUGGACGAGUUGAAGGCUUCGCAAGCAGCCAUGGAGGAGAAGCUGAGCUGCACCAGCAGCCGCCUAGCCGAGUGCCAGGCCUGCGCGCUGCAGAAGGAGCAGGAGGCGGCCGCCCUGCACGAGCAGCUAGACCGAACACAGAAGGAGCUGACCAAAGCCUCAGCAAAAAUCCAAGAGUAUUACACCAAACUCUGCCAAGAGGUGACCGACCGGGAGAGGAACGACCAGAAGCUGCUCGCCGACCUGGACGACCUGAACCGAACGAAGAAGUACCUGGAGGAGAGGCUCAUAGAGCUGCUCAGGGACAAGGACGCGCUGUGGCAGAAGUCGGACGCCCUGGAGUUCCAGCAGAAGCUCAGCGCCGAGGAGCGGUGCGUGGGGGACGCGGAGGCGACCCACUGCCACGACUGCAGGCGCGAGUUCGGCUGGAUGGUGCGCCGCCACCACUGCAGGAUCUGCGGGCGCGCCUUCUGUUACUACUGCUGCAACAACUACGUGCUGCCCAAGCCCGGUGGCAGGAAGGAGCGCUGCUGCCGAGCCUGCUUCCAGAAGUGCGGCGACGGGCCCAGCUCCCCCGGCAGCGCCGGCUCCGGCGCGAGCCAGGGCGAGGCCAGCCCCGCGCGCUCCCCCGCGCAGACCGCGCCGCCGGCCACCCAGGGCCCAGGGGCCGCGGCUGACUGCAGGUCCCCGGACGACGCGGUGUUCGACAUCAUCACGGACGAGGAGCUGUGUCAGAUCCAGGAGUCGGGCUCCUCCCUGCCCGAAACUCCCACUGAAACCGAGUCUCCCGACCCAGGCGUGGCUGAACAAGACCCCCCGUCCAGUUCGCUGACGCCCGACGACAGCAAGGACGAGCCCGGGGGCCAGGACGCCGAGAUCUGCCUGCUCAAGUCCGGGGAGCUCAUGCUGCGGCUGGCGCUGUCGGUGGAGGAGAUCGCGCGCUUCGGCGAGGCGCGGCGCGAGCUGUUCGUGCGCUCGAGCUGCUACAGCCUGCUGCUCAUCCGCGUGCCCGAGCCCGGCCUCACCAUCGGCUGGGUCUUCUCCUCCGACCCCAAGAGCAUCUCCUUCAGCGUGGUCUUCCGCCAGGCCGAGGACACGCCGCUCGACCAGUGCAAGGUGCUCAUCCCCACCACGCGCUGCAACUCGCACCGCGAGAACAUCCGCGGGCAGCUCAAGGCGCGCACGCGCGGCCUCUACAUGCUCAUCUUCGACAACACCUUCUCCAGGUUCGUCUCCAAAAAGGUGUUCUACCGCCUGACGGUGGAGCGGCCCGUCAUCUACGACGGCAGCGACGGGCCCUAGGCCGCCCGGGCCGCGCGCCCAGCUCCGGGCCGCGGGCCACGUGGGAGAGAGGCGGAGGGAGGCGCCCCGCCCCCGCCCGGGCGCCGCGAGAUCGAUUCCCCCCCCCUCACACGUGCGCGCAUGCGCCGAGGCACUUUGU
This is a messenger RNA of Dipodomys spectabilis (banner-tailed kangaroo rat), 4318 nucleotides long. It is a transcript of the gene Fyco1, whose product is annotated as FYVE and coiled-coil domain autophagy adaptor 1. The coding region runs from base 187 to 4179 and encodes 1330 amino acids. The record is from RefSeq and is a predicted model, not a curated record. Lineage: Eukaryota; Metazoa; Chordata; Mammalia; Rodentia; Heteromyidae. The transcript has 18 exons. Gene Ontology annotation, biological process: positive regulation of autophagosome maturation; plus-end-directed vesicle transport along microtubule. Gene Ontology annotation, cellular component: lysosome; autophagosome; late endosome. Gene Ontology annotation, molecular function: metal ion binding.